AGAAUUUAUUCUAUAUGUUUGUUGUGAGUUUACAAUAGGGUCAUCACCUCUAUUUAUAGUGAACCCUUAAGACACAAUUUAAGUCCUAAUCCAAUAAGGAACUAGACUAUAAAUCCUAAAAGGAAAACAAUGCUAAACAAAGGAUUAAGUAUCCUAAUCUAAAUAGGAACAAUAUAUCCUAAUCCAAAUAGGAACAAUAUGAGCCAUAACUCAACACUUUACACAACCAGUGUUGAGGCAUUUAUCCCUGACACGGGACGAGGUAUCCAAGGCGCAACUUCUCAUUGUUUGGGUCAAAACUUUGCCAAAAUGUUUGAAAUAAAUUUUGAAAAUGAAAAAGGAGAAAAGAGUAUGGUCUGGCAGAACUCUUGGGGCUAUAGUAUUCGAACGAUAGGGGUGAUGGUGAUGGUUCAUGGAGAUGACAAAGGCUUAGUGCUGCCACCUAAAGUGGCAUCUGUUCAAGUUGUAGUGAUUCCUGUGCCCGACAAAGAUGCCGAUACUCAAGGCAUUUUUGAUGCUUGUACUGAAACUGUGGAUGCCUUACGCAAGGCUGGCAUUCGUGCUAAAAGUGACGUUAAUGACAAUUACUCUCCUGGUUGGAAGUACUCCCAUUGGGAGUUGAAAGGUGUACCCCUAAGGAUUGAAAUAGGGCCAAAGGAUUUGGAAAAUAAUCAGGUACGCAUUGUCCGUCGUGACAGUGGAGUUAAAAAAGAUAUAAGCAGGACAAAUGUGGCUGAGCAAGUCAGAGAGAAACUAGACGAGAUUCAACAAAGUCUUUUUGAUGCUGCUAAGCAAAAGCGUGAUGCUUCCAUUGAAAUUGUAAGGACUUGGGAUGAAUUCACAGAGGCUUUAGGCCAGAAGAAAAUGAUCCUGGCUCCUUGGUGUGAUGAGGAGGAAGUGGAAGAAGAUGUGAAACGGCGAACCAAGGAUGAGAUAGGAGCGGCUAAGAGCCUUUGUACUCCAUUUGACCAGCCAGAGCUCCCCGAAGGCACAAAAUGCUUCGCCUCUGGAAAGCCAGCAAAGAUAUGGACAUACUGGGGCAGAAGUUAGUAGAAAAGUUUUGUCUUGAAGGGCAGCAUAGAAAGGGGCCGAUUAGGAGCAGAGGCCUCUUUGUUUUAUUUCUUAAAGAACAGUAUUUCUUAAAUUUAGUUUAUCAUUUUUUAUUAGAUAUAUAUUUAUUAUAUAUUUGGUAUAGUAAUUCUUAAUUCUCUUACAACAUUAUAGGUUGAUUUCAAGAGAAACAAUAUACUCUCAAAUGAAAGAUUAUGGAUUAUCUGCUA
Molecule: messenger RNA, 1280 nt
Organism: Mercurialis annua (annual mercury)
Lineage: Eukaryota; Viridiplantae; Streptophyta; Magnoliopsida; Malpighiales; Euphorbiaceae
Product: proline--tRNA ligase, cytoplasmic-like
Exons: 7
Coding region: 199-1050 (283 amino acids)
Biological process (GO): prolyl-tRNA aminoacylation
Cellular component (GO): cytoplasm; aminoacyl-tRNA synthetase multienzyme complex
Molecular function (GO): ATP binding; proline-tRNA ligase activity
Source: RefSeq, a predicted model, not a curated record